Drosophila elegans is the source of this 6234-nucleotide messenger RNA. RefSeq names its product neuroblast differentiation-associated protein AHNAK. The coding region runs from base 1 to 6234 and encodes 2077 amino acids. The record is from RefSeq and is a predicted model, not a curated record. NCBI's taxonomy places the organism in Eukaryota, Metazoa, Arthropoda, Insecta, Diptera, Drosophilidae. The transcript has 42 exons.
AUGAUUUUGAUAUCAACAGCCUUUAUCCAAAGGAAAUUGAUAUCAACAGUCUUUAUCCAAAAGAUAUUGAUAUCAAGAAACCAACAGUUCCAUCGAAACCUGCCAAAAAUUAUCCCAAAAUCUCUAUUCCAAAAGGCUCUCAAAAGCCUAUCUCCGUUGAUCCUGAUGAUUUUGAUAUCAACAGCCUUUAUCCAAAGGAAAUUGAUAUCAACAGUCUUUAUCCAAAAGAUAUUGAUAUCAAGAAACCAACAGUUCCAUCGCCUUUAUCCAAAGGAAAUUGAUAUCAACAGUCUUUAUCCAAAAGAUAUUGAUAUCAAGAAACCAACAGUUCCAUCGCCUAUCUCCGUUGAUCCUGAUGAUUUUGAUAUCAACAGCCUUUAUCCAAAGGAAAUUGAUAUCAACAGUCUUUAUCCAAAAGAUAUUGAUAUCAAGAAACCAACAGUUCCAUCGAAACCUGCCAAAAAUUAUCCCAAAAUCUCUAUUCCAAAAGGCUCUCAAAAGCCUAUCUCCGUUGAUCCUGAUGAUUUUGAUAUCAACAGCCUUUAUCCAAAGGAAAUUGAUAUCAACAGUCUUUAUCCAAAAGAUAUUGAUAUCAAGAAACCAACAGUUCCAUCGGCUCUCAAAAGCCUAUCUCCGUUGAUCCUGAUGAUUUUGAUAUCAACAGCCUUUAUCCAAAGGAAAUUGAUAUCAACAGUCUUUAUCCAAAAGAUAUUGAUAUCAAGAAACCAACAGUUCCAUCGCCCUUAUCCAAAAGAAAUUGAUAUUAAGAAACCAACAGUUCCAUCGAAACCUGCCAAAAAUAUUCCCAAAAUCUCUAAUCCAAAAGGCUCCCAAAAGCCUAUCUCCGUUGAUCCUGAUGAUUUUGAUAUCAACAGCCUUUAUCCAAAGGAAAUUGAUAUCAACAGUUUUUAUCCAAAAGAUAUUGAUAUCAAGAAACCAACAGUUCCAUCGAAACCUGCCAAAAAUAUUCCCAAAAUCUCUACUCCAAAAGGCUCUCAAAAGCCUAUCUCCGUUGAUGCUGGUGAUUUUGGUAUCAACAGCCCUUAUCCAAAAGAAAUUGAUAUUAAGAAACCAACAGUUCCAUCGAAACCUGCCAAAAAUAUUCCCAAAAUCUCUAAUCCAAAAGGCUCCCAAAAGCCUAUCUCCGUUGAUCCUGAUGAUUUUGAUAUCAACAGCCUUUAUCCAAAGGAAAUUGAUAUCAACAGUCUUUAUCCAAAAGAUAUUGAUAUCAAGAAACCAACAGUUCCAUCGAAACCUGCCAAAAAUUAUCCCAAAAUCUCUAUUCCAAAAGGCUCUCAAAAGCCUAUCUCCGUUGAUCCUGAUGAUUUUGAUAUCAACAGCCUUUAUCCAAAGGAAAUUGAUAUCAACAGUCUUUAUCCAAAAGAUAUUGAUAUCAAGAAACCAACAGUUCCAUCGAAACCUGCCAAAAAUAUUCCCAAAAUCUCUAUUCCAAAAGGCUCCCAAAAGCCUAUCUCCGUUGAUCCUGAUGACAAUCAUCUUAAAGAUUUUGAUAUCAACAGCCUUUAUCCAAAAGAAAUUGAUAUCAACAGUCUUUAUCCAAAAGAUAUUGAUAUCAAGAAACCAACAGUUCCAUCGAAACCUGCCAAAAAUAUUCCCAAAAUCUCUAUUCCAAAAGGCUCCCAAAAGCCUAUCUCCGUUGAUCCUGAUGACAAUCAUCUUAAAGAUUUUGAUAUCAACAGUCUUUAUCCAAAAGAUAUUGAUAUCAAUAGUCUUUAUCCAAAAGAUAUUGAUAUCAAGAAACCAACAGUUCCAUCGAAACCUGCCAAAAAUAUUCCCAAAAUCUCUACUCCAAAAGGCUCUCAAAAGCCUAUCUCCGUUGAUCCUGAUGAUUUUGAUAUCAACAGCCUUUAUCCAAAGGAAAUUGAUAUCAACAGUCUUUAUCCAAAAGAUAUUGAUAUCAAGAAACCAACAGUUCCAUCGAAACCUGCAAAAAAUAUUCCCAAAAUCUCUACUCCAAAAGGCUCUCAAAAGCCUAUCUCCGUUGAUGCUGGUGAUUUUGGUAUCAACAGCCCUUAUCCAAAAGAAAUUGAUAUUAAGAAACCAACAGUUCCAUCGAAACCUGCCAAAAAUAUUCCCAAAAUCUCUAAUCCAAAAGGCUCCCAAAAGCCUAUCUCCGUUGAUCCUGAUGAUUUUGAUAUCAACAGCCUUUAUCCAAAGGAAAUUGAUAUCAACAGUCUUUAUCCAAAAGAUAUUGAUAUCAAGAAACCAACAGUUCCAUCGAAACCUGCCAAAAAUUAUCCCAAAAUCUCUAUUCCAAAAGGCUCUCAAAAGCCUAUCUCCGUUGAUCCUGAUGAUUUUGAUAUCAACAGCCUUUAUCCAAAGGAAAUUGAUAUCAACAGUCUUUAUCCAAAAGAUAUUGAUAUCAAGAAACCAACAGUUCCAUCGAAACCUGCCAAAAAUAUUCCCAAAAUCUCUACUCCAAAAGGCUCUCAAAAGCCUAUCUCCGUUGAUCCUGAUGACAAUCAUCUUAAAGAUUUUGAUAUCAACAGCCUUUAUCCAAAAGAAAUUGAUAUCAACAGUCUUUAUCCAAAAGAUAUUGAUAUCAAGAAACCAACAGUUCCAUCGAAACCUGCCAAAAAUAUUCCCAAAAUCUCUAUUCCAAAAGGCUCCCAAAAGCCUAUCUCCGUUGAUCCUGAUGACAAUCAUCUUAAAGAUUUUGAUAUCAACAGUCUUUAUCCAAAAGAUAUUGAUAUCAAUAGUCUUUAUCCAAAAGAUAUUGAUAUCAAGAAACCAACAGUUCCAUCGAAACCUGCCAAAAAUUAUCCCAAAAUCUCUAUUCCAAAAGGCUCUCAAAAGCCUAUAUCCGUUGAUCCUGAUGAUUUUGAUAUCAACAGCCUUUAUCCAAAAGAAAUUGAUAUCAAUAGUCUUUAUCCAAAAGAUAUUGAUAUCAAGAAACCAACAGUUCCAUCGAAACCUGCCAAAAAUUAUCCCAAAAUCUCUAUUCCAAAAGGCUCUCAAAAGCCUAUCUCCGUUCAUCCUGAUGAUUUUGAUAUCAACAGCCUUUAUCCAAAGGAAAUUGAUAUCAACAGUCUUUAUCCAAAAGAUAUUGAUAUCAAGAAACCAACAGUUCCAUCGGCUCUCAAAAGCCUAUCUCCGUUGAUGCUGGUGAUUUUGGUAUCAACAGCCCUUAUCCAAAAGAAAUUGAUAUUAAGAAACCAACAGUUCCAUCGAAACCUGCCAAAAAUAUUCCCAAAAUCUCUAAUCCAAAAGGCUCCCAAAAGCCUAUCUCCGUUGAUCCUGAUGAUUUUGAUAUCAACAGCCUUUAUCCAAAGGAAAUUGAUAUCAACAGUCUUUAUCCAAAAGAUAUUGAUAUCAAGAAACCAACAGUUCCAUCGCCUUUAUCCAAAAGAAAUUGAUAUCAACAGUCUUUAUCCAAAAGAUAUUGAUAUCAAGAAACCAACAGUUCCAUCGAAACCUGCCAAAAAUUAUCCCAAAAUCUCUAUUCCAAAAGGCUCUCAAAAGCCUAUCUCCGUUGAUCCUGAUGAUUUUGAUAUCAACAGCCUUUAUCCAAAGGAAAUUGAUAUCAACAGUCUUUAUCCAAAAGAUAUUGAUAUCAAGAAACCAACAGUUCCAUCGCCUUUAUCCAAAGAAAUUGAUAUCAACAGUCUUUAUCCAAAAGAUAUUGAUAUCAAGAAACCAACAGUUCCAUCGGUAAACAUUCCUAUCUCCGUUGAUCCUGAUGACAAUCAUCUUAAAGAUUUUGAUAUCAACAGUCUUUAUCCAAAAGAUAUUGAUAUCAAUAGUCUUUAUCCAAAAGAUAUUGAUAUCAAGAAACCAACAGUUCCAUCGAAACCUGCCAAAAAUUAUCCCAAAAUCUCUAUUCCAAAAGGCUCUCAAAAGCCUAUAUCCGUUGAUCCUGAUGAUUUUGAUAUCAACAGCCUUUAUCCAAAAGAAAUUGAUAUCAAUAGUCUUUAUCCAAAAGAUAUUGAUAUCAAGAAACCAACAGUUCCAUCGAAACCUGCCAAAAAUUAUCCCAAAAUCUCUAUUCCAAAAGGCUCUCAAAAGCCUAUCUCCGUUGAUCCUGAUGAUUUUGAUAUCAACAGCCUUUAUCCAAAGGAAAUUGAUAUCAACAGUCUUUAUCCAAAAGAUAUUGAUAUCAAGAAACCAACAGUUCCAUCGCCUAUCUCCGUUGAUCCUGAUGAUUUUGAUAUCAACAGCCUUUAUCCAAAGGAAAUUGAUAUCAACAGUCUUUAUCCAAAAGAUAUUGACAUCAAGAAACCAACAGUUCCAUCGAAACCUGCCAAAAAUAUUCCCAAAAUCUCUAUUCCAAAAGGCUCUCAAAAGCCUAUCUCCGUUGAUCCUGAUGACAAUCAUCUUAAAGAUUUUGAUAUCAACAGCCUUUAUCCAAAAGAAAUUGAUAUCAACAGUCUUUAUCCAAAAGAUAUUGAUAUCAAGAAACCAACAGUUCCAUCGAAACCUGCCAAAAAUAUUCCCAAAAUCUCUAUUCCAAAAGGCUCCCAAAAGCCUAUCUCCGUUGAUCCUGAUGACAAUCAUCUUAAAGAUUUUGAUAUCAACAGUCUUUAUCCAAAAGAUAUUGAUAUCAAGAAACCAACAGUUCCAUCGAAACCUGCCAAAAAUUAUCCCAAAAUCUCUAUUCCAAAAGGCUCUCAAAAGCCUAUAUCCGUUGAUCCUGAUGAUAUUGAUAUCAACAGCCUUUAUCCAAAAGAAAUUGAUAUCAAUAGUCUUUAUCCAAAAGAUAUUGAUAUCAAGAAACCAACAGUUCCAUCGAAACCUGCCAAAAAUAUUCCCAAAAUCUCUACUCCAAAAGGCUCUCAAAAGCCUAUCUCCGUUGAUCCUGAUGACAAUCAUCUUAAAGAUUUUGAUAUCAACAGUCUCUAUCCAAAAGAUAUUGAUAUCAAGAAACCAACAGUUCCAUCGAAACCUGCCAAAAAUUAUCCCAAAAUCUCUAUUCCAAAAGGCUCUCAAAAGCCUAUAUCCGUUGAUCCUGAUGAUAUUGAUAUCAACAGCCUUUAUCCAAAAGAAAUUGAUAUCAAUAGUCUUUAUCCAAAAGAUAUUGAUAUCAAGAAACCAACAGUUCCAUCGAAACCUGCCAAAAAUAUUCCCAAAAUCUCUACUCCAAAAGGCUCUCAAAAGCCUAUCUCCGUUGAUCCUGAUGAUUUUGAUAUCAACAGCCUUUAUCCAAAAGAAAUUGAUAUCAACAGUCUUUAUCCAAAAGAUAUUGAUAUCAAGAAACCAACAGUUCCAUCGAAACCUGCCAAAAAUUAUCCCAAAAUCUCUAUUCCAAAAGGCUCUCAAAAGCCUAUCUCCGUUGAUCCUGAUGAUUUUGAUAUCAACAGCCUUUAUCCAAAGGAAAUUGAUAUCAACAGUCUUUAUCCAAAAGAUAUUGAUAUCAAGAAACCAACAGUUCCAUCGAAACCUGCCAAAAAUAUUCCCAAAAUCUCUACUCCAAAAGGCUCUCAAAAGCCUAUCUCCGUUGAUCCUGAUGAUUUUGAUAUCAACAGCCUUUAUCCAAAGGAAAUUGAUAUCAACAGUCUUUAUCCAAAAGAUAUUGAUAUCAAGAAACCAACAGUUCCAUCGAAACCUGCCAAAAAUAUUCCCAAAAUCUCUAUUCCAAAAGGCUCCCAAAAGCCUAUCUCCGUUGAUCCUGAUGACAAUCAUCUUAAAGAUUUUGAUAUCAACAGCCUUUAUCCAAAAGAAAUUGAUAUCAACAGUCUUUAUCCAAAAGAUAUUGAUAUCAAGAAACCAACAGUUCCAUCGAAACCUGCCAAAAAUAUUCCCAAAAUCUCUAUUCCAAAAGGCUCCCAAAAGCCUAUCUCCGUUGAUCCUGAUGACAAUCAUCUUAAAGAUUUUGAUAUCAACAGUCUUUAUCCAAAAGAUAUUGAUAUCAAGAAACCAACAGUUCCAUCGAAACCUGCCAAAAAUAUUCCCAAAAUCUCUACUCCAAAAGGCUCUCAAAAGCCUAAAUCCGUUGAUCCUGAUGAUUUUGAUAUCAACAGCCUUUAUCCAAAAGAAAUUGAUAUCAACAGUCUUUAUCCAAAAGAUAUUGAUAUCAAGAAACCAACAGUUCCAUCGAAACCUGCCAAAAAUAUUCCCAAAAUCUCUACUCCAAAAGGCUCUCAAAAGCCUAUCUCCGUUGAUCCUGAUGAUUUUGAUAUCAACAGCCUUUAUCCAAAAGAAAUUGAUAUCAACAGUCUUUAUCCAAAAGAUAUUGAUAUCAACAAACUUUAUCCCAAAGAAUUUUAUCUCUAUUAA